Diachasma alloeum is the source of this 549-nucleotide messenger RNA. RefSeq names its product vicilin-like seed storage protein At2g18540. The transcript has a single exon. The record is from RefSeq and is a predicted model, not a curated record. The annotation marks the transcript as partial. Lineage: Eukaryota; Metazoa; Arthropoda; Insecta; Hymenoptera; Braconidae.
AUGGCCGCGGGACAAAGGUCCGAUGCUCCUGCUACUGCUACUGCUGCUGCUGCUGCUGCUGAGCUCGUAAUAGCAGAAAAUACGAGGAUAGAGAGAGAGGCAGCCAGGCGAGAGGCAGACAGAGAGGCGGCGGUGCUGAGGAGAAGGUCCGAAGUUGCGGAAGAAGAGGCACACCUAGAGGCAACCAGGAUCGCAAUGGAGGAGGCGAUGAAAGCCCACCAAGACGCAGGAGCCAGAUCAGAAUUGGCCAAGAGGGAAAGGGAAGAAGCAGUUAGGAGGAGGGUAGAGGAAGUGAAGAGGAAAAGGGAAGACGAGGCAGAGAGGAAGAGGCUGGUGGAAGCAGAGAGGAAAAGGGCGGAGGAAGCAGUGCGAAGGAGGAGGAUGGAGGAAACAGAGGAGAGGAGGAGGGUGGAUGAGGCAGAGAAGAGGAGGAGGGUGGAUGAGGCAGAGGAGAGGAGGAGGGUGGAUGAGGCAGAGGAGAGGAGAAGGGCGGAUGAGGCAGAGGAGAGGAGAGUGGAAGAAGCAGAACAGAGGAGGAGGGAGGAAGAA